Messenger RNA from Umbelopsis ramanniana AG, 429 nucleotides. RefSeq lists its product as uncharacterized. Lineage: Eukaryota; Fungi; Mucoromycota; Umbelopsidomycetes; Umbelopsidales; Umbelopsidaceae. Bases 140 to 376 code for a protein of 78 amino acids. The transcript has a single exon. The record is from RefSeq and is a predicted model, not a curated record.
UCAAAAAAGGUUCAGAAAAGAGCCAACACCAAAAUUUACACCCACAAAUUUCAAUGUCGACUUUGUUCCGUUUUCAUAAAGGAGAAGUAGUAUAAAGCUCAAGCUCAUGUAGACUCUCGUUUUUUAUUUCAUUUCUACCAUGUAUGUUAUUCACUCCAUUGUCGCAGCGUUACUGACAGCCCAUGUGGCUAUUGCGAACGUUUUACCAUCCGAGCCAUCACCUGGCACGGUAUGGACUUCAGGCAAAGAGCAUGUCAUUGAAUGGGGGACUGAUACCUUGGCUCCUACCCUGGAUGACGACUGGACCAACUUCACCAUAGGUAGGUGUUGUAAUAUGAUCAAUGGAUACCAAUGGGGUGAACUAAUGGCCUCUUAGAUUUCAUGACGGGGGACAAUAACAAGCAGGUGAAACUGGCCACAGUUGCUGCA